Moesziomyces antarcticus is the source of this 1470-nucleotide messenger RNA. RefSeq names its product autophagy-related protein 3. Gene Ontology annotation, biological process: autophagosome assembly; autophagy of mitochondrion; nucleophagy. NCBI's taxonomy places the organism in Eukaryota, Fungi, Basidiomycota, Ustilaginomycetes, Ustilaginales, Ustilaginaceae. The record is from RefSeq and is a predicted model, not a curated record. The coding region runs from base 1 to 1470 and encodes 489 amino acids. Gene Ontology annotation, cellular component: cytosol; cytoplasmic ubiquitin ligase complex. Gene Ontology annotation, molecular function: Atg8-family ligase activity. The transcript has 3 exons.
AUGUUCAACGCCCUAACAUGCCCAAAACGCGGGCUGCCACGCGCAUUACUUUUGGAGAGCGGCCAGGGUCUAAUCGAGGCGGCGCAGCUCAGAAAUGCCACACAGACCAUCCCUGCACUGGUUGGCGCUGCGUGGGUGCGGCACCGCUCUCUGUUCGAGACGUCGCCGUCGCCACCGCACGUCCAUCAGACGCCCAUCAUGAACGCGCUGCAGACCCACUUUUGGGCGGUGCGCGAGUACCUGUCGCCAGUGCUGCGCGAGUCCAAGUUCAAGGAGCACGGUCGAAUCACUCCAGAUGAAUUCGUGGCGGCAGGCGACUUUCUCUCGUACAAGUUCCCCACGUGGCAGUGGUGCGCCGGCAGCCCGUCCAAGGCGCGCGACUAUCUGCCCAAGGACAAGCAGUUCCUCAUCUCGUGCGGCGUUCCCUCGCUGCGCCGUGUCAGCCAGAUCGAAAAGGGCGUCGGCGUCGGCGUCAAGGACGACGACGAGCGUCUCAUGAGCUUUGCCGACGGCGACGAGGGCACUGACGACGACCAGUGGGUCGCCACCCACUUUGACGCCAACAAGAGCUCCAGCAGCGGCGUAGCCGACAUGAUCGACAUUCCCGACAUCGGCGAGGACCAAUCAGCUCCCGAACACCAGCUCACCGAGGGCCAGGAGGACGACCUGGCCGCACGUGUCGCUGGUAUCAGCGUUGGCGGCCACAACACCGUGCCGCCAUCUACAUACGCCGGCGAGAUCGGCGACAUCCCAGACAUCCCCGACAUUCCAGAUAUGGACGAUGAGGCGGACGACCUUGCGGGCGGCGUCGAGGAGGAGGACGAUCCUGCCACUGCCGCUGUGUCUGCUGCAGGCGCGAAUGCAUCGGCGGCCGACAACGGAAAGCUGCUCUCGGUGCGCAAGUACGACUGCAUCAUCACGUACGACAAGUACUACCAGACGCCGCGCAUGUGGCUGGUCGGCUACGACGAGCACGGCGUUCCGCUCAAGCCUGCGCAGAUCUUUGAGGACGUCUCGUCGGACUAUGCGCAGAAGACGGUGACCAUCGAGCCGUUUCCGCACGGUCAUGCGGGGCCGGACAGCUCGGCGGCGUCGUCGUCGGCGAGUGCGGCGGGCGUGGCGACGGCGAGCAUCCAUCCGUGCAAGCACGCGAGCGUGAUGAAGAAGGUCAUCGAGCGCAUGAACGCCAGCGUUAUCGAGGAGCAGCGCAAAGCAGCAGCAGCGGGAGAUGGUGGAGGUGCACCCGCGGCGGAUAAGAAGAAGAAGAAGGCAUGGAGCGUCGCAAGUGCCGUCAAGCGCGUCACGGGCAGCACGGGUGACGAGGCACCAGCCGCGGCGCAGUCAGAAGGCGCAGAUGCUGCCGAGGAGGAUGUACAGGGUCUGAGGGUCGACCAGUACAUGAUCAUCUUCCUCAAGUUCAUGGCGUCCAUCGUGCCCGCCAUCGAGAUAGACGCCACACAGGCACUCUAG